Molecule: messenger RNA, 634 nt
Organism: Paralichthys olivaceus (Japanese flounder)
Lineage: Eukaryota; Metazoa; Chordata; Actinopteri; Pleuronectiformes; Paralichthyidae
Source: RefSeq, a predicted model, not a curated record
UCUGUAGGCGGCAGUGAACGGUGAGAAGGAGCGAGUGUCACUGCUGUUCAUGAAGGCUCUGGUCAGCAGGGGGAGCGUGGAUGCCGUCUUCCAGCAGAUGGCCUCUCACCCUCAGUACUUGGAGAGCUUCCUGCGCACACAGCACUACAUCCUGCACAUGGACGGCCCUCUGCCGCUGCCAUACCGCCAUUACAUCGCCAUCAUGGCUGCUGCACGGCAUCACUGCAACUACCUGGUGUACCUGCACUCAGCUCAGUUUCUGAGGGUAGGCGGGGACCCUCUGUGGUUGCAGGGUUUGGAGGCAGCACCACCUCGCCUUCGCCUCCUCGCUCACAUCAACAAGGUGCUGGCCCACCAACCCUGGCUCACUGCCUGCUCACAUAUUCAGACCCUGCUGAAGUCGGGUGAGCAGUGCUGGUCGCUGGCGGAGCUGGUGCAGGCCGUGGUGAUCCUGGCCCACUGCCACGCCCUCUGCAGUUUUGUGUUUGGAUGCGACACAGACUCAGACUUUGUCCCUUGCUCCAAAUCUCCUAACGGUACCCCACCGACCUUCUGCCCCUUUGAUGCUGCCAACGGCAACACCAACGUGCCUCAGUCCCUCGCCACUCCCUCCGAACACAUAACAAGACGACGG